Molecule: messenger RNA, 3265 nt
Organism: Phasianus colchicus (ring-necked pheasant)
Lineage: Eukaryota; Metazoa; Chordata; Aves; Galliformes; Phasianidae
Source: RefSeq, a predicted model, not a curated record
CAGCUAUAAAUGGGAGAAAACUGAGAUCCUGGCUGCACUACCCAAGGGCUUCAGUGAGUUGAGCAGCUAGAACUGUCCUGUAAGCGUAGGAAACAGUCACGUGCAUUUUUCAGUUGCCGUGUUUUUUCAGUUAGGGAAUCAGCCCAAGAGAAAAUGAAGAAAGUGCACAAUUAUUUCUUGUCUUGGAAAAAUGCCUUUCCCUUGAAAAGACUUAUCUUCAAGUCUGCAAACAAGAACAGUAGGGGGUUUCUUCUCUUGAUGUUGCUUCUCAAGUAGAGGAAGAAAGGAAGAAAAAUGUUGGUGUCACCAAAGGAGGAAAAUACAGCAUCUGAGUGAACAGGUGUCAGACUUUUGAGGUGCAUUCUGUAUUUUGGGUCAAUCUAGAACUUACCCAUCCACAUCACUCCACUGAGAAAAACACUGGAAAAGAAUUUAGAAGGGUAGAAGAAUCAAGCAGUUAGAUUGGUGAAAAUGUUGUCUUUGGAGGUUUUAUAGAAAGGUAAGAAGUUAUUCUGGAUGGGCAUGCCUGGUCACCCCACAUCCUUCUACAUGUUUGAGUGACCUGGUCUGGCGGGAGGUGUCCCCGCCCACAGAGUGGAAAUGGAUGGUCUUUAAGGUUGCUUUCAGCCCAAGCCAUUCUAUGAUAUCCACGUGUGCCAUCAGCCCUGAUCCUCCUUUUUUUUUUCUUGUCUCUCUGGCCAACUGACUGGCAUUCAUAGGUCAUCUUCGAGGGAGAUGCAGCCUCAGCAGGAGGCAGGAGACUGCAGAGCCAUGAAAGCCCAAGCCCUGGAGUGAUGCUGGAAGCUGAUCCUCCAGCAGAGCCUGCAGGAGAUUUGUCUUCCAAGGGAGCACUCAAACACAAAACCCUUUGUAAUAAGAGACCAGGCUGCAGCACAGCUAUUCCCUUGACCCACAAUAAAACACAUGUAAAUUUGUAGUGUAGAGGAGGCAUCCACUUUUAUGACCUGUUUACAUACUGCCUUUUUGUUACAGCACUCCUUGACGACAACAGGAAGAUAAAGGUCAAGGCUCUGCAAGCUGUGGCGGAAUUAAUUAAAACUCAGAGAGAGAAUCCAGCAUCUUUGAUGUAGGCUGGCCAACAGAGGCCUGCUCCCCACAAAGCAGAAAGCCCCACAUAGCCGGAAAUGAUUUCAGUUUGUGAAGAUAGUCUCAAUCAACGUGUAGCCCAAAAGCAUUUUGUUUCCUCCUAUCUGCAUUCCUGCUUCUCUGAAACAUGAUUCCUCACAUCUCCUCUGAGCUUCUCUAAUUCUUUAUAUUUUUUGCUAAAUUCCAUGCUGAGAGAUUUCAGUGCUUCAGCUGGUUACCUUAAAAUUAUGUUAUUUUUAUAUUCUUUUAUAAUACGUGGUGUAAAACAAUAGCCACAUAAAUAUGGGCACUCUCAAAAUAAACUUUUGUGCAUGUGCCAAACAAAAAGCUCUGUUGGAGUUUGUAGUAGCUGUACAAAAUAAACUGCCUCAUAAAAGAUGGCUGCAGUGAUAUCAUCCAAGUGUCUCCAGCAUGUUCCAGAAAGACUUAAUUUAAUCCACGCUGCAGUUAAUGUUUUAUUUGGAACUUUGGUGUUCCUCUCAGAAAUAUGUCCAUCCCCAGCCCAUCUUUACUAAGCAGAUGCCAGCUGGGCCUAGGUUCAGCAGUGUUGACAAGGCCAGUUAUCAUGGGGAUUUAAGCAGAAAACAACACAAAAAUAAUCACAAACCAGUGUGGUUCUCAGUGGCAGUUCAAAAACACUUGGAUGGGGUCAUGGAGUGGUUGUCUCAGAUUUGGACAGGCACUGAUGCAUCUUUCAGUAGAACUAUACAUAUGAGAAUAAAAAUGAAUGUGAUUUUUUGUGUUCUUUUCCGAGCAGCUUCAAGAACCAGAAAAAGGAGCUCUCAGGAUGCCAGAGCCAGCAAAGUCCACUUCUGCCCCCAAAAAGGGCUCCAAGAAAGCCGUGACAAAGACCCAGAAGAAAGGCGAUAAGAAGCGACACAAGAGCAGAAAAGAGAGCUACUCCAUCUACGUCUACAAGGUGCUAAAACAGGUCCACCCCGACACCGGCAUCUCCUCCAAGGCCAUGGGCAUCAUGAACUCCUUUGUCAACGACAUCUUUGAGCGCAUCGCGGGUGAGGCCUCGCGCCUGGCGCACUACAACAAGCGCUCCACCAUCACCUCGCGGGAGAUCCAGACAGCCGUGCGCCUGCUGCUGCCCGGAGAGCUGGCCAAGCACGCCGUCUCCGAGGGCACCAAGGCCGUCACCAAGUACACCAGCUCCAAGUAGCUCAGCGCUUCUUCUCCGGUGGGCCCAUUGAGCACAGGCACAGGUAGGCAGCUAUGGUUUGGAUGAAGGUCACGGCUAUUCUCCACGGCAAUGGACAGACUUGGGAUGGGCAUUAGGAGCUGACUGGUGGAAGAUGAGGCAGCAAACUGGAUGCUGGCUUAUUUUCAUUAUGAGUUCAGGAUGUGCUACGGGUUCCGCGCGCUGCACAUCAGGCGACGCUGGUGGAGGAGGCCUCUGCUUUCACAUCUCAUCUGAAGGGACUGGCUGCAGCAUAUCCAAAUUCUCCUUUGUGCUUGAAAAACAUGCAUGUGUGGUGCUGGCCACGAUGGCUGGCUGCUCCAGAGAUAUUGCCUCUGAAGUCUUCCUGGCUGCUUUCAUACAGUCGUCCAAGAUGGGUACCAAGAAGAUUGCACUGUGUCCACUCUAUGAUAGUCAGGAUCCAUUCUGUUGUACAGCAAAACAGUGAACCCGUACAGCUCAAGCUGACAUCAGCAGCAACAGCAACCACCAGGCACAGUCCAUAGAGUAAAAUCUGUACUGAUCCAGCAGAGAUCCUGCUUGGCAAUGGUGUGCAAGCCUCUGUUAAAGAUGCUGUGAUAAUGCCAUGUGUUGUCCCUCCUUGCUGCUCCUGAGGGAGGAGAAGCGAGCAGGCUGGUGGCACAGGCAUGUGUGGCCUUACCCACCAGGAUGCCAGAGCCACCAGCUGCCUCUCAGCUUGUGCCAAAGCAUCUGGACAGAUGAGGGCAAUGGUGGGACCCAGUCAUUACCUCCUCCAGCUGCUGCUUUGCCAACUCUGAAACCUACUUCAGUGUGCAAGACAUUGCUAAUGCUGCUGCUUUUUGGAGACUUUUUUCUGCCUGUGUGCUCUCUUCUGCCGUGUUCACUGUAAGGAUGGACAAGUGGUGCUGUCCAAGGGGCUGUGGGCAGCUCACCUUGCCCCUGCCUUCCCCGCUUCGCUCAUUUGCUGGCAAGCAAAAAGUCAUGGCUGGG